Molecule: messenger RNA, 1410 nt
Organism: Oryza brachyantha (malo sina)
Lineage: Eukaryota; Viridiplantae; Streptophyta; Magnoliopsida; Poales; Poaceae
Exons: 7
Coding region: 128-976 (282 amino acids)
Source: RefSeq, a predicted model, not a curated record
GCCGGGGUGGCGCGGCAGCGGGGCUGGGGCUCUUGACGACGCACGGCGGCGGGGGCGACUCGGCGGCCGGGUGCUGUGGUGCGGCGGCGCUCUGGCACGGACGCACGAGGGGGUAAGUGUGGUGGCCAUGGGGCGAAUAGGGUGCCUCUACUUCUUGUUCGUACUCUCCGUUACGAUCGUUGUUGGCUACGUCUCCUACUUCUCGGAUGUGAUUCUUGGCAAGGCAACACCACCAUCUCCUGAAAAGGGGUUUGAUAGCUCCACCAUAAUCAUGGGUGCGGUGUUAUCAGCGCUUUCCUUUGCUACACCUUACAUUGUCCAUUGGAGCACUGGUUGCAAUCGGAAUGCUUUCAUGGAGAUAUACACCUACUCUGCCGUUAUCUCGGCAGGAUGUGCAACUUUUGCAUGGUUAUUGUAUUCCCUUUGCCAGCUACACAGAGCCGAUGGAAGAAUUGUUGGUGUUACCACUGUAGUGAUCUACACCAUUGGGCUUACUAUCUUUUGCGUCACAUUAACUAUCAAGUUUAGCCCAAAUGGGGUUGUGAGUGGAAAGGUUUGCUGGGCUACAGUUAUAUCGCUGUUGAUCAUAACUAUUGUGCUGAUGCUUAUGGCAUUGUUUGGACCUUUGAAGAGGGAUACAAGACUUGCCAAUAUAAUAUCUGCAAUUGCCGCUGUGGCACAGCUGUUCUCAUCGCUUCUUCCAUUUGCAGACCUGUGCAAUAGUUGCAUUAGUCAGGGUCAGGCACCUGAUGCCCAGGUUCCUCCAUUCAGAAACAGAAGGAAGCUGAGCAUUUACAUGAGCUUGUUAGAUGCUACUUUUAUGAUGUAUUGGGCCAUAUACUGCAUCCAUCACUACGAGCGUUCAACUUUUUGGCUUGCCAACAUUAUGUCAUGGAUUCUAUCCUGGAUAUCUGCUUCCUUAUCCAUCUAUAAGGCGCUCAGACCUGUCAUGGCUCAGGCUGAAAGGGGGCGUUAGUUUCCAGUUUUUGUCGUCAGUUUUAUAAUAGUGUUAGAGUUCAGACAUGAGAUGGUCUUUUGGUGCGUAGACUUAAGUCAUGCUUGGAGAUAGCUUAACUGAGAAUGUUUUUUUUGUGUACCAGAAACUUGGUGGUAGAAUCUGGUCAUUUCUUUGUGUGCGUAGACUUAGAGUCAUGCUUAGAGAUGGCAUAACUGAGAAUGUUUUUUUUUUUUUUGUGUACCAGACAAACUUGGUGGUUGAAUCUGGUGUCUCUAAUCAUCGUGGAUUUGCAGUAAACUUAACCCAAGAAAAUUCAUGGACAUGGCAUAGUUGAUAGUUUCUUUGCGUGCGGUUGAUAACAUGGUGCCAUGGUGGUGGAAUCUCAAUGUCUUAAUUCAUCUCAGAAAGCCACUCUUGGAAAAUUCAUGCAAGAAAAUUCGUACUUUUGUUGU